Messenger RNA from Clarias gariepinus (North African catfish), 2760 nucleotides. It is a transcript of the gene chrm1b, whose product is annotated as cholinergic receptor, muscarinic 1b. Gene Ontology annotation, molecular function: G protein-coupled serotonin receptor activity; G protein-coupled acetylcholine receptor activity. Bases 371 to 1900 code for a protein of 509 amino acids. Gene Ontology annotation, cellular component: dendrite; synapse; plasma membrane. The record is from RefSeq and is a predicted model, not a curated record. The transcript is spliced from 2 exons. Gene Ontology annotation, biological process: adenylate cyclase-inhibiting G protein-coupled acetylcholine receptor signaling pathway; G protein-coupled receptor signaling pathway, coupled to cyclic nucleotide second messenger; chemical synaptic transmission. NCBI's taxonomy places the organism in Eukaryota, Metazoa, Chordata, Actinopteri, Siluriformes, Clariidae.
ACAGAGCUGGAGCAAGCUCAUGCCCUCUCGAUUGUUUUUUCUUUUAUAACUCUAAAAACCGUAUGCUGUAAAACUGUAUUUGUAAAACAGGCAAAAAGGGACCCAAAGUCUUUCGUUUCCAUUGGGAGUAUUUGUUGCGGUUUCUAAAACAGGUGGCUGAGAUGCGCAAAAUUUACAGUGCAGGAUGAGGAAAUGUUUGGCUUUUACACUUUCCACCGCUGGCUGAAGGACAGACAAACUGUCGUCUCAAAUGAAAAAUGACAGAUGACAUGUUUUCCAGAAGCCAGUGAGGCCAAAACCGUGACCCUCUAAUACUCCUGAAGAAUGAGCCUUUUCUUCAAAAUCUUCAUGUUGCAUUUUGGGUGGAAAUAUGAGCCACACCUGCGAAUCCCAGGCAGCCAAUGCAACGGUCGAUCUAGGUCCUCUGGGGGGCCAUCAGCCCUGGGAAGUGGUUCUGAUUGUUCUUGUGACUGGGACGCUCUCGUUUAUCACCAUCUUGGGUAACCUGCUAGUGCUCAUCUCUUUCCGGCUCAACCGGCAACUACGAACCAUCAGCAACUAUUAUCUCCUGAGUCUGGCGGUGGCUGAUUUAAUCUUGGGCACAGUAUCGAUGAACCUCUACACAGCCAACAUCAUAAUGGGUCGCUGGAUGUUUGGACAUCUAGCAUGCGAUCUCUGGCUAGCGUUAGACUACGUGGCUAGCAACGCUUCUGUUAUGAACCUCCUAGUAAUCAGCUUUGACAGGUACUUUUCCGUAACCCGACCAUUAACGUAUCGGGCCAAACGGACACCCAAAAGAGCCGCAAUGUUAAUUACGCUAGCAUGGGUGGUAUCAUUUGUACUGUGGGCUCCUGCAAUUUUGUUUUGGCCCAAUUCAGAAGGAGCAUUGAAGGAAAAAGUGAAUUGCUCUAUCCCCUUUCUAACAGAGCCUUCGUUAACCUUUGGAACAGCUAUAGCUGCUUUCUACCUUCCUGUCAGCAUCAUGGUCAUCUUAUAUUGGAGAAUUUACUGGGAGAUUGAAAACAGAGCAAAAGGACUUGCCAAGUUUGUCGGCUCUGUUGGUAGCAGUCAGAGUAGCUCAGUGAAGGCAGCAAACAAGUGGUCCAACAGUACUCGGAGCAGUGUUAGCAGCUGCAUUGAGACCCAUCCCAGAAAGGGUCCAGAGCUUGCCAGGAAAACAUCGGUUGGGUGCUUUCCCGCCAGACAAAAACAACUUCCUUUGGUUUCAGGAAAUCUAUCCAUGCCACCACCACCAAGUGAAAUCAACUACAAGGAGGCGUGCAGCAGCAGCAGCUGGAACAUGGAAGAUGAGGACGACGAUGAUGCUGCAACAUCUUCGACGAGUGAGGAAGAGCAAAGACAAGAUCAUAAAGCAACAACGUUGUCCACAUCAAACCCUGCCAUUAUCAAGCUCAAGGAUCUGCAAGGAACAUCAGAGUAUCAGCAGGAAGUUCCAGCCUUAGCCGCCCAAGUUUCAAAUCCGUUAUCUGGCCAACCCUCCAGACAUCUUCCACUGAAAAAGAACAAACUGCAGGAUCUCAGCCUCCAAAAACAGCCCAAAACCAAAAGGCGAAUGAACAUGAUCAUUCGAGAAAAGAAAGCAGCUCGGACGUUAAGUGCCAUCCUGUUGGCCUUUAUCCUAACGUGGACUCCGUACAACAUCAUGGUCCUGGCUUCUAUCUCGUACUGCGUUCCCGAAAAGUUGUGGCAUCUCGGAUACUGGUUGUGCUACGUCAACAGCACCGUUAACCCCAUGUGCUACGCUCUGUGUAACGAAUCGUUCCGAACCACUUUCAAAACGUUGCUACUUUGCCGCCGCGAUGAUGCCAAAAAGUGGCAAACAAGUCCCCCAAGCCGUCGUGCUUCAGUGAGGGCAAAUAAGUCAUGUAGCACAGUGUGAUACAAACAAUGUCUAUGGACAACAUUUAUGUAGUAAUGGAGAGGGAACCCUGAAGUUUGUCUCUAAAGCUGCCCCCUCAGCAGGUUACUCCGGUUGACCGGAAAUUUGUAAUUCCUCAAGAGUUAGCAAAAGGCCUUAAAGUAUUUUUAGUCCACAGCCUGUUUUGAAUAACACUCAUGUGUAAAAUAAUGUUUUUGGCCUCCAUAUGCACUGAACAUCUUUUUUUCUUGUUUUUCGACUCCCUACAAGAUAUAAACGACGUGGAACAUUUGGAUAUUUUUGGUCUGUUUAUUGAAGCACUGCUGUUAUGUUUUCUGGAAUCCGUGCCCAAGUUCUUCCCUCCAGCAUCUUACAACGUAUCUGCCUUGUGUCCUGCCUACCAGUUUAAAGUCUCAGCUGCAUGCCAUUUAAAAAAAGAGGGACGGGGAAACGAUGACUAAACGAACAACCACUGCUCUGUUUCCUAUACACGGCCCCUUUGAACAAUGCAGCCAGACUGUUCCACUGAGAGGACUUUUCCAUCGGUGGUAUUACUCGGGCUACAGCUCGUUCAUUGUCAUGGUACAAAAAAUAUUAAAGGAAAAUACAUUAUGGACGUUAUGGCUAUGUGAUUGUUUAUGUUAUUACUAUAAAAUUCAUCUAAACAAAACUUUUGCUUUCCAUAUCAUAAUGAAUAAGAAAAAACUGACCCAGUCAUAACUGCAACAACUAAUCAACCAAAUCUGAUGAUUAAACAUGUAAUGGAUUAAAACUAGAUAGUCAGUUAUGAAGAAUGAUGUAGAACACCUAACUUCAUUAUUUAAUUUACUUUUUUUACAGUUACAGAUUUUUAUAAAAUCAUAAUAUGGUCAAAAGUUUGU